This is a messenger RNA of Aspergillus saccharolyticus JOP 1030-1, 1196 nucleotides long. RefSeq names its product ankyrin repeat domain-containing protein. Gene Ontology annotation, cellular component: cytoplasm. The transcript has a single exon. Gene Ontology annotation, molecular function: protein binding. Bases 22 to 900 code for a protein of 292 amino acids. The record is from RefSeq and is a predicted model, not a curated record. NCBI's taxonomy places the organism in Eukaryota, Fungi, Ascomycota, Eurotiomycetes, Eurotiales, Aspergillaceae.
CUUCGCUAACCCCACAGCUCAAUGCAUGACAGAGAGGCAUCAGACGACGAGGAAGGCAUCUGGACCCCUCUCCAGCUGGCCGCUGCGCAAAGCGAUUUACCCCAUGUGAAGCUUCUCCUGGAUCAGCCCUCCGGCAGCAACCCUAACGAGCCUCCCCGAGGCUACUACGGUCACACCGCACUCCAGGCAGCUUCGCUCAACGGUCAUCUCGAGGUGGUCGAGACCCUUCUAGCCGCGGGAGCCCAAGUGGACGCACCCGGGGGCAACAACGGCGGACGCACCGCGCUUGCCCUGGCCGCUGGUGCCGGCCACUUCCCCAUCGUCCGGCAUCUGGUCGUCGCCGCCGGCGCGGACAUUACUCGUCCCCCGCACAAAUACAAUGGACGCACCGCCCUGCAGGCCGCAGCGGAAGAGGGCCAUUUCGAGAUUGUACAAUGGCUGUUGUUAUACCAUCAGCAGCAGCAACAGCAGCAGCAGCAGCCCGUCACGGAAGUCAUCAACGCGCCUCCCGCCAGCAACCGGGGCCGAACUGCGUUGCAAGCCGCGUCGGCGGGCGGGUUUGAUGAGAUGGUGGAGUUCUUGCUGCAUGCCGGCGCGGAGGUUAAUGCACCCGCCUCCCGAUAUCAAGGCGUUACAGCCCUCCAGGGUGCGGCCUUGAAUGGUCAUUACACCACAGUCCGUCGGCUCCUGGCAGCGGGGGCCGACGUCAACGCCCCUGGGGCCCGGUAUAAUGGCUACACGGCGCUGGCGGCAGCGGCGGCAGGCGGUCACGCCGAUAUUGUGCGACUCUUGCUGGACGCGGGCGCGGAUCGAGCCAUGGUCUCUGGGAAUAAGAUGUGGACGGCCGCACGGUUUGCGGUUGCGCGGGGGCAGAAAGGGGUUGUAUGGCUGUUGGGGUAGAGGGAGGGCGCGAAAUUAGUGUCUAUGAGUCCUCAUUCGCUCUCUCAUAGCGUUUCCAUGAGGGUCAAUUCUCGUUGGUCGGCAGAUUGGAUCAUGACUCCUUCCCGGUGGGCGCGUUGGAUGAUAAUGAUGAUGAUGAUGAUGAUGAUGUUGUUGUUGUUGCUGCUGCUUUCCCCAACCUCUUUAGGGCUUCCAGUUCAGCAUCCGGUUGAAUUGAGCGCUUCGACACAAGCACUCUCCUCGUUGUAAAAGGUUACUGGAUCGAUUAUAAUUUUUCUAGAUACAUUCAUUCAAAG